GCGAACAAAAGUUGUUCAAACCUGCUUCCGCAGUCGAGGUGUUGAGACACAUGCCGUUUUUCGAUGAAAAUCCCUAAAAAUAAACGCAAAUAUGCAGAGCAGUAAAGUUGAAGAAAUUACGGACAAGUUAGAGGGCUAUCUGUCUUUAGACACAGAGAAGAUGGACAGAUACGAGAGAUACCGGCAGGAGGGGAAGGAGGCUGCCAUGCGUGGUGAUCUGCAUCGUGCCCUUGAGCUGUUUCAGCUGGCUUACCAGCUGCAGCCGAGUGACAAGCAGAAGAAACGGAUCCAGGCCAUACAGGAUCUCAUUAAGAGAGAUGAGGAAGAAGAUGAGGAGGAGGAUGAGGAGUUUGUGAAUGUAAAUAAUAGUGGAUUGAUGCUUUAUAAAGGGCUCUACGACAAACUGUAUGACCAUCAGAAAGAGGGUGUGGCGUUCCUGUACAGUCUCCACCGAGACGGAAGGAAAGGAGGAAUACUGGCAGACGACAUGGGCCUCGGCAAAACAAUUCAGGUCAUUUCGUUUUUGUCAGGGAUGUACGAUGCAGAGCUGGCCAAUCAUACCCUGUUAGUCAUGCCUACCUCGCUCAUAAAGAACUGGGUACGUGAGUUCGCCAAGUGGACCCCUGGCAUGAGAGUGAAAGAGUUUCACGGCUGCAGCAAAGCUGAGCGGAACAGGAACCUGGAGCGAAUCCAGCGCAAGGGAGGAGUCGUCAUUACCACCUACCAGAUGCUCAUCAACAACUUUGAGCAGCUUGCAUCAUAUGACCAACGUGAAUUCAAAUGGGACUACGUCAUCCUGGACGAGGCCCACAAAAUCAAAACCUCAUCCACUAAAACGGCUAAAAGCGCUCACGCUAUCCCCGCUAGACACCGUGUGCUACUGACAGGCACUCCGGUUCAGAAUAACCUACGAGAGAUGUGGGCGCUGUUUGACUUCGCUUGCCAGGGGUCACUGCUUGGAACCUCUAAAACGUUCAAAACCGAAUAUGAGAAUCCAAUCACACGUGCAAGGGAGAAAGACGCCACUCCUGGAGAGAAGGCUCUUGGAUUGAGGAUUUCUCAGAACUUGAUGGACAUCAUCAAGCCUUAUUUUCUCAGGCGGACCAAAGCAGAUGUUCAGCACAAAAAGCAAAAACGUGAAGAAGGCUAUGAAGACAAGGAAGACCAAGAGAACAAAUGUCCAAAUGCUGGCGAAGGCCUAGAGAUGCCAACACUGACACGAAAGAACGAUUUCAUCGUGUGGACGUACCUCAGCUCAGUGCAGGAGGAGAUUUAUAACCAAUUCAUCUCAUUGGACCAUAUUAAGGAGUUGCUGAUGACUACCAGGUCGCCACUGGCAGAGCUUACGGUGUUGAAGAAGCUCUGUGACCAUCCUAGACUCCUGCCUAAUCGAGCUGUGGUUCAACUAGGCCUGGAGCAAGGUUCCACCUCUGACUCCAUCCAGCCAGACGAUGAGAGUGAGUCGGCUGUUAGUCAGAUUGAUAAACUUUCAGAUGACACUUUGGUUGCAGAGUCAGGGAAGCUGCAGUUCCUAGUGUCUCUAAUGGAGUGUCUUCGUGAAGAGGGCCAUCGGACCCUGAUCUUCUCCCUCUCGAGGAAGAUGUUAGACAUCGUGGAACGCGUCCUGCGUAACAGAAACUUCCGCUUGCUGCGCCUGGAUGGCACAGUGACGCAACUGGCAGAAAGGGAGAAGCGUAUCAAGCUGUUCCAGACAGACAAACGCUACACAAUCUUCCUUCUCACCACUCAGGUGGGUGGAGUCGGCAUCACGCUAACUGCAGCGAAUCGUGUUGUGAUCUUUGACCCCAGUUGGAACCCCGCGACAGAUGCUCAGGCUGUGGACCGUGCCUACAGAAUUGGCCAAACUGAAAAUGUCAUCAUCUACCGACUCAUCACCUGUGGCACUGUGGAAGAGAAGAUCUACCGCAGACAGGUGUUUAAAGAUUCUCUCAUCCGACAGACAACUGGUGAUAAAAAGAACCCUUUCCGUUACUUCAGCAAGCAGGAGCUGCGUGAGCUGUUUAAACUCGAAGACACACGCUCGUCCACCACUCAACAGCAGCUCCAGGCGAUGCACUCACACAACCGCCGCUCUGACACCAGCCUGGACCACCACAUCGCUCGCCUUCAUUCCAUGGAGAUGUUCGGCAUCUCCGAUCACGACCUCAUGUUCACUAAAGAGGUGGCAGUCGACGAAGACGACCCAGAGGAUGCAGAGUCACAUCACUACAUACAAACACGUGUCCAGAAAGCACAAGAGCUCAUGCAGGCAGAAUCAGAACUGCACGGCCAGCUCAUGGACAGCGUGGCUCAGAACACCGAACCAGCUUGGCUCAGGCAAGCAGGGCAGCCGAAAACUGACGGUAGAGACCGCCCGGCCCCUCCACGUAUCAAAAAUGAGCCUGUGACAGUGGACCUGACACAUUACAGUUUCGAUGAGCCAGAGCUAGAGGAAGAUGAGCAGAACUUCACACCAGUUGAGGACGUGGAGGUGGAAGUUGUAAGUGAAGAAGUGCAAAUUGUAGAUGAUGAAGAACAAGUGAAAAACAAAUCUCCUUGGUCUGCUGAAGAAAGUAAUGUGCAUGUUAGCCCUGUUGCUGACAAGCUAGCUAACGGCGUGAUCACGCUGGAUGACAGUUUGGAUGAGGAGGACGAGAUUUGCAGUAAUGGAGCAUCAGAGAAACAAAACUCUGUGCACUGCUUGUCAAGUCCUCGUCACCAGUUUCCGAAGUUAGAAGAACUUUCUAUGUCUGAUUCUGUUGAUAACAAAGAGGUUCACAUGGACAACCCCAAUUCGACAGUGCUUUCGUCACCCCAAUCUCCACAUAAGGCCACAGAGGGAGAGUCUUUUAAAGCAGAGGUGGAAAUUCUUCAGGGAAACUUCAACUUGCAGUUGGAGGACAGUGCAGAUAUGUUCUCAGUUGAAGAAGAGGAAGUUCGUGAAGAGGAGGAGUCUCUAGCAGAGGAAAGUCCUGGGUUUCAGCUUCAGAUGGACGUUAGUGGAGAAAGGAUGGAAGAAGGAAGUAUCCAUGAAAGCAGACAAGAUGGUGAAAUCAGUAACUGUAACAAGAGUGAGGUCCUCAGCAAGCAUGAAUCUCUUCUGUCUAUCAGUUCAGCGCUGAACACCCCUGCGGAGGACUCCUUUGUGCAUUCAGUUCGGAGAAAGAAAAGACAAGUAAUCACUGACACUGAAGAAGAAGAUGAAAAAGAGGAGGAGGAGUCAGAGAAGCCAUGUUUAACAAGCAGUCCAUUGGUUGAUGGCCUCAGCAGGCUGGGCACUUCAACACCGAAAUCCACUUUGACCGACGGCGGCCGGCUCAGGCGCAGCUUGAAUACUUCUGUCGCAUCAAGAAGGUCCUUCAUUGUGUCCAUGCUAGACAAUGAUUCCGAUGAGGAGUCAGAAGAUAAAACCAAAUCGUAUGAGAUAUCGGUGGCCAGUGAAAGCCUUGCAGAUGAAUCGGUGGUGGAAGAGGAGGAGCCCAGUGGAGACCAAACCGAAUCCUAUGAGAUAUCAGAAGCCAGUGAAAGUCAUGUGGAAGAAGAGGAGGCAAACAAAGACAGAACCAAUUCCUAUGAAACAUCUGAAGCCAGUGAAACCUAUGCAGAUGAAUCAGCGGUGGAAGAAGAGGAGCCCAGUGGAGAGACUUUAAACACGGAAGAGUCUGAAAGUCACGAGGAGCGUGAAGAGGUGGAAGCAAGCGUAGAUUCAGAGGAUAACCAGGAGCAAGAAGAAUGGCACAGUGCCAUGCUUGAAUCUACUGCUGAUGUUGAACUAGACUCUAAUGAAACGAUGGACCAGUGUGCCCCUAAAACAUUCCCUUCGGAAAUGCACGUUCUUCCUGUUAGCUCCACAAGCAGUGAUGUGACUGCUGCUAAACCCUCUGAGAACACUUAUGAGAUGCUGGUCCUGUCUGGGAAACAGUGUUUGGCAGAAGGGAGGAAGCAGGAAGCUCUGGAUUUCUUUCUAAAGGCCAUAGACAUUAAUACUGGUGAUGCUGAGAUCCAGCUCUUGAUUAUUCAGUUGUACAGGCAACUUAGCCAGUAGGGAACUUAAAAUGUGCACAGCCAUUUAAGACUUGAUCAUAUUUGUACCACGUUUGACAGAAAUUUGCUGUCUGUUGGUAAAAAGAAACAUAUGUUGUGUUAACACCGUUCAUGGAAUUUCCCAAUAAUUCCUCUGAAUGUUUAUUAAUGUUAGAUUUGCAUGUUUCUUUGAUUUUCAAACUGUUCAAUUUAUCAUAUUCUUACAUAUACAAUAAUUGUGGAGGAAAAAAAUAA
Labeo rohita (rohu) is the source of this 4278-nucleotide messenger RNA. RefSeq names its product excision repair cross-complementation group 6-like (gene ercc6l). The record is from RefSeq and is a predicted model, not a curated record. NCBI's taxonomy places the organism in Eukaryota, Metazoa, Chordata, Actinopteri, Cypriniformes, Cyprinidae. Gene Ontology annotation, molecular function: protein binding; ATP binding; ATP-dependent chromatin remodeler activity. Bases 92 to 4045 code for a protein of 1317 amino acids. The transcript has 4 exons.